This is a messenger RNA of [Torrubiella] hemipterigena, 5772 nucleotides long. The record is from the annotation of a GenBank genome assembly. Lineage: Eukaryota; Fungi; Ascomycota; Sordariomycetes; Hypocreales; Clavicipitaceae.
ACGACCACUCAGAAUCAUCACAGGAACAAAGAUUCGUGAAUUUAGCAAGUUAAUUAUGACACGUGCGACGCUUGAUCAUAUUGUUAUCCUUGUCUCCCACCAUACACUGCUCGCCUUGCCACAAAGGCUUGCACCGUAUCUCACAGUGAGCGAAGGUGGACGCCAUGCAGAUGGUCUAACGUGGAACCAUCUUGUUCUUUUUGAAGAUGGCGUAUAUAUCGAGUUGAUAGCCUUCUUUGAUGGUAUUGAUCAGGAGAAGAGGCACCGACACAGAUGGGGCCAAUUGCCCGAAGGGACCAUCAUCGACUGGGCAUGCAGUCUGCCCGAAGAGCGCCAGUUUGGGGACGUACAGAAGCGUGUUACGGAUACAAGUGCGGGUUACUCAUUUACCGACCCAGCACCAGGUGGGCGAGUCACUCCGGAUGGGACCGUUUUGAAAUGGGCCAUAGGGGCACCGAUCGACGAAACUGGGCAAGGGACGCACCCUGGAAUACUGCCAUUUUGGUGCCUUGAUAGAACCCCGCGACGAUUAAGAGUUCCCUAUGAGGGCAAUGUUGCGGCAACGACUCACCCGUGCGGAGCUCAGGGCGUGUCCAGGCUGGUUAUUACAGCGCCAAACCAGCAAGUAGACGCGCUGCGCAAGGUAUACUCUGCAAUCGAUCCUCCCAAGGGGACACACGAAUCGAAUACGGAUUGGAGCUUUGCUGUACCGUCUGGUUCAGGGGCUGGGAAACACAGCCUGGUUUUGCAGAGCGGGAACGCGGUCGAGAUUAAAUUGGCGCUUGCUGGUCGCUCUGGUAGCCCGUCCUUUAUUGAGCUGCUCCCAGGGCUGGUGCUUAAGAUUGAUCGAACAUCUUAGUGUCUGGGAUAGGUGAAUAUGAAUUGUAUUUAUUACAAUCCUAGAUGCAUAUAUGCAGACGCGAAGGGCUUGGAUGCUGCUGUGGCAUUAUGGUGGGCAUUACGCAUGACGUCGUGACGGAGACACGUUACCCUGUAGCCAUAGUCACUCCGCGCGGAACGUGACCAAGAUGGAAUUUCACCAGAAAAGGGCGUCCAAGUGUGGCGUAUAAUUAUUCAAGAUGGUAUAGUAGUCACUAUUUUUUAUUGUAUUGUCAUUAUGGUGGUUUGCGUUUGUAUCGUGGUGAUUCGGAGUUUAUGCUAGUGGUCCUCAUUGGAUAGCCAAGGCGGGGAGAGGAUACCGUCACCGUACUAACCUGAUGCCGUUGAUAUAAGUAUAUUCUUCUCGUCUCGGCUACGAUUACAAAACGGCAUCAAAUACACUUAGCACUGCCGGGGUUGGAAGUAGAAACAGACCAAAUGCCGUUGCAGUUGGGCACCACGAGGCCAGCCGAUCUUUCUCAGACGGGAGGCAUGUUUGCAAAAGUGCCCCAAUGCAACGUACGCGUGGACAGGCAUCGGCAAGAAGAGAACCGGUUGGGCGAGCAGAAGCUGGCCCGUGCAGAAUAUUAUGGCAGAUGCGUUUGUAUUUUACGGUUGCAACAGUAAUUUAUUAUUAGCAUGACUCCAAGGGGGGAGGGUCCAGCCGUUUCGCUCCAAGCCGGCCCUACGAGGUCGGACGCGCCAUCGGUUCGCAUGAGAUUGUAGCGCGCGCCGCACUAUCCGGCGGGCCAGGGAGGCGUUUUGGGCUGAUUGUAGCUGCGGCGAUUUUUUUUUGCUCAUGUGCGGUUGAAUCGAUAUCAGUCUGGAUAUAACUUUGUGUAGUGUGUCAUUUUUUUUCUGAUCAGGAAAACGCCAAGCUGAGUGCGCGAUCUAAUCUGGGAAUGCCGUUUCUUGGCAGUCAAGAGUCGGCUCCGACUCCAGCACAUGGCAGCAGCACCGCCAGCAGCUGGGGGCGCGGGGACAGCGUCCCAUUGCAAGGCAAUGUUCACACACGGCGUUUUUCGGCCAAAACGGCCAGUGCAGACUGGCAGAUCAUUAUCCUCCUCUGGCUGUGGGAGAGUUCCCGCGUUUGCCGGUGCAGCAAGGCCGAAGCUAUGCAAGCCAGCAGCAGACAAGCCCAAUUCGUUUGAGACGAGUGUAAAUUACGCCCUCUAUAAACAGCAGGGUGCAAAGGCGCGCCAGGGAUGAAACCGAAUUACUGCUCCGCUUGCCUGCCUGCCUGCUUGCCUGCCUGCCUGCUUGCCUUGGCCUGCCUUACCGGAUUUAUUCACUCUUGCGUGAGAAGGAGAGCCCUGACUUUGGUUUUGACGCACGCUAGCUGAUGGGCUCAGGCUGGCUCGGAAGACGGCACGUACGUGGCUUACCAGGGCGAGGGGGGGAGCACGAUGCGGCUCAAGAGGCACCGUACACGCUUACGGCUGACCUACAGUGUGCUAUGAAUAGGCUAAAUACGAUUGGCGAGAACAAACACACACAAAAAAAAGGGAUGAGAAAAAGCGCACUAAAAGAUGAUAUAUUCCAAAGGGGUAUGUUAGAAAAGCAGAAGAAGAUGAGUCGACGGAUGUUGUGCAUGCAGACUUGCCGUCCACUUGGGCGUGCUUGAUGCGCAGUGGUCGGGCCUAUCCCCCGAUCGGCCAAACUGUUUCGCCCAGCGUUGCAUCGGCGGGCGAGGUUGCAGAUGGCGACGCCGCUGGACCGGUUUGCAGCUGUUUGCUGAACCAGGGGAUUGCGGAUUGGAGGAGCGAUAAGGGAGCGGUGUCGGGCAGCAUGUUUGUGUGCUAUAUGCCUGCAGGUGCGUAUCUGAUAUCGACAGUUUGGUACAUGCACUCCAACCUGCGGCAAUGGCAAGCUGAGCUUUCGCUGGAUUACAAAUUACUCUACGCACAUUGUUGGGGCAAUCCAGUUCAGUAGGCUGAGUGUAUGUAUGCACCACUGGGAAAAAAGAGAAGCUUCUGUGGAGAUACCGGUACAAAGCAAGGGGCGGAUGCUGAAAACUGCCGCGGAGAACGGAGCGGUUGUCGAUGCCGCAGCUGUUAUUCCCGGGACGGACAUGCUAUCACUGACUGGCGUGACUUGUCCAUCUGUCAGUAGGGCAGUUGUCUGUCUGUUUCAGCGCAUAUCUAGUGCGUAUUCAGCGUUAGUAGAACCCCUACAGCUUAGCCUUCAGUGGGGUGAAGCAGUGGUCCCAUCGUAACGGGGUACAUAUGUGGAAUCAGACCAGCAGUUAGAACCCCUCUGGAGGAAUCCACACACGAAGUGGGAUGCAAAAAAAGAAGAGGACCAGUUGACUAUAUUCUCCAGGCUUUUUUUGAUUUACACCAGUAUUUUCCUUUUGUGCCAGUAUUUUCUUCCUCAGCCGGUUAUUUCAUACAUCACUAGAAAAUGCACAUGCCCGGGCCGCCGCCGCCUGUGUGUUGACAAAGUCUGGCCACCAACUCGGAUAGUCGGCAGGCUGCCCAAUCGGCUCCUCCCGCAUAGCACGGCAUUCCGCCUUUUCUCUCAGCGAACCAGCCCGUGUACCCUCCAGGUACCCUCUGCACACCCACAGGGCUGCCGCUCCACCUAUUUUGGGGUCUAAAGGUACCUGCUGGGCACAACCCCUGGCUGCCGCGACCAGAGCCCACACCUGCUUUACGAUGCCGAAUAUCCGUCCGUACCAUCUGCAGCACCACAAACUCAGUGUAGUGGCAGCGGCCAGCCAGCAGCAGCCAACUGUAGCAAGCAGCAUUCAGCGCUUUCGCUUCUCUCUCUUCCUCUCAACAUUCUUUCUUUUCUUCUUCUUUUUUGAACCCGUUGUUUCUGCUGGUGGACGUUUCAGGCUCAUUUCUCAACACUCCUGCCAUUUAUUUUGCCCGUCUCGCCGGCUUCUUUAUUCCUCGACUCCCCCGCCUCUCACCACUCAAGUCCGCCCGCCCGCACCCCCAUCACCACUGCUGGUACUGCAACUGACUGCUGCUACACCACCUCUCGAUACGAUUUCCCUUCUAUUCUACAACUUUCCUUCUCGCUGAUCGAAUAUCAAAAGGCAUACGAUUUUUUGCGUCUGCUGCCGCUGUCGAAUUCUUCUUUGAUCGUCGCCCCGUCAUGUUAUAGCCGGCUGCGUGAAACAGCGCCAAACGUACAGCAUACUCGCCGCAGCAACACUGAAACACCCAGACGGCAUCCCUUUGCUUUGCAAAACUCACCACCCUUCGGUUUUGCACAUUUUCUCUCCUGCCGACAAAAACAUCACCAAACGAACCUCCUGUAAAAACCCUACUCGCUCGGUCAACUGCUGUGGUCGUUCCUCGCCAUACAAAUGCCUGGUCGCAUGGUCGCAGAUAUGGAGCAAUUGACCGUCACCACAGCCAUGAUUGGCCUCUUGGCUGUGGGCGGCAAGACCAUCGAGGCCCUCUGGGAGCUUAAUGCCGUCCUCCGCAAAUCUACAGAAACCAUCAACAGAGCCUUGCAAGAGGCCAAACAGUGCAGAUCGUCUGUCCACAUCCUGUACAAGUCCCUUAUGCUGCUGGAAUCUCAGCGGCUCAGCUUCCCCGAGCGUGGCGCAUGGAUCGAGAUGGACGAUCUCAUCGCCACCUUGACCGACACCGUCCUUGCAUUUUCCGAUAUCCAAGGCCUCUGUGACGACAUUGAUGACAUGCUUGUUGCCACGUCCGACUACGAAGCUAUUCUCAAGCAGUACGAGCCCAAGAUGACCAACCUCUGCGCUCGUCUGCGCUGGAACAGCGUGUCCAUGACCAUGAUGAUGACGAUCCUCAAAUGCCCUGGAACCGACGAUGCCGAAAACAGUCGUGCGAGCCUCGAGGCCCGAGUGCAGCGGUUGCUGUCGUCCAACAUCGAGAUCGCCUCCCGCCUUCGAUUACUCGACCACCUCUUCGAGAUCCGAGGUGAUACACGCUACGUGCUGGUGUCACAGCCCGACACGGUAGACCAUUCUACCCGCGUUAUUCGUCACACUGCUGUUUCGCAGGACAUUGCGCCGUCUAGACCCUCAUCGUGGUCAGUCUUGUCGGGCUACACCCUUGCCGACAUACCCUCCUUCGCCAUUAUUCCCCUACCAGUGGAUGUGAUUGAUGUGAGAGACGGCAACGAAUUCUACACAUAUGAAUAUGCUCGCAGGGUCAGUCGCGAUCUUGACGAGCUGAUGCAGGAUGCUGCCGGGCAAGGCACCAGCAAGACGCUCGGUGUCAUCCUGGGAAAGCCCAUUAUGGGCAUUGAGCCACCCAUUCAGGCUCAAAUCCCACCGCGCAAGCAGACGCCUACUAUUGUUGUCCCCGCCGCGCCUACGGGCAAGAAGAAGCGCCGUUGGCGAUGACUAUUAGUGAGGGCUUGACCUGCUUGCCGGGCCCUGCCCUCAAGAACGACACGCUUGGCCACAUGCGUAAAGAAAUGAUGACGACACAAGAUGACAACGGAGCGAUGGGAAUUAUUUUUGGAAGCGAGAGUGCGUAGAGGGGAAGAAAGCGACUGGGUUUGCAAUAUACCAUCACAACCACCACAGCAUAGCGUUUUAGGAGGAGAAGUCGACUGUUCAACUUUUUUUUUUGGCCGCGGCUCUUUUCUAUUUUAUACAUAUUUUCUUACUAUUUAGUAUUGGAUUCAUGCGCGGGAGAAUCUGGCGUUUUCUAUUUUUACUACUACCAGCUAUCAUAUCUACGUUACCUUGUAUUUUGAACACUGAUUAAAACCAUACAUUUCGAACUUUCUUUCUGUUCGUGAACAAACAAAGAACUUUGCUCUGCCUUCUCCCCAUGCUCACUCCAUGUGUUAUAUUCUUCUUUCCCUUCUUGGCCGACUGGAUCCACGGGAUUGGCAGCAAGGAGCGAUGAUGACAUGACAGGGUCAAGAGAUCCCCAGGCCCAAUCCCGGCUUGGC